This is a messenger RNA of Pyrus x bretschneideri (Chinese white pear), 817 nucleotides long. RefSeq names its product protein BUD31 homolog 1-like. Gene Ontology annotation, biological process: mRNA splicing, via spliceosome. NCBI's taxonomy places the organism in Eukaryota, Viridiplantae, Streptophyta, Magnoliopsida, Rosales, Rosaceae. The record is from RefSeq and is a predicted model, not a curated record. The transcript is spliced from 4 exons. Gene Ontology annotation, cellular component: nucleus; spliceosomal complex. The coding region runs from base 161 to 598 and encodes 145 amino acids.
AGCAUUAUUUUUCCGUUGGGCACCGAUACUUGUUCGUACCAAUUACGAAAGCCCAUUUUGUUCCAUCAGUCGUGCCAACAGUGCCCUUCCUCCUCCACACUGCAGCGCUCUCCACCGCUCCUCCGCUCCUCCCUCCGAUCCUCACCUGUAACUGUAGAAAAUGCCCAAGGUGAAGACUAACCGAGUGAAAUACCCAGAAGGUUGGGAACUGAUUGAGCCUACUCUUCGCGAGCUACAAGCUAAGAUGAGAGAAGCUGAGAAUGAUACUCAUGAUGGUAAGAGAAAAUGUGAGACCUUAUGGCCUAUUUUCAAAAUUGCACAUCAAAAGAGCCGCUAUAUUUUUGACCUUUACCAUCGAAGAAAGGAAAUUUCCAAGGAAUUAUAUGACUUCUGCCUGGACCAAGGCUAUGCUGACCGCAAUCUAAUUGCAAAAUGGAAAAAGCCUGGAUACGAACGCCUCUGUUGUUUAAGAUGCAUGCAGCCUCGGGAUCAUAACUUUGCCACCACAUGUGUUUGCCGAGUGCCCAAGCAUCUGAGGGAGGAGAAGGUUAUAGAGUGUGUGCAUUGUGGCUGUAAGGGCUGUGCCAGUGGAGAUUGAUUAGUGGUAUGUCGUUCAAAUUGCAAUACAAGUGAGAUGUUGAACCACAUUAUCCUUGGUAUUGUGGAUUGUUGGGAAUUUGUAACAUUUAGCUGAUCUUAAUUAAUCUAGGCGAUCCCUUUAUAAACGGUAAUACUAGUAUGUUGUCUCUGUAACUUUUCCUUAGGCCCAAUGUUUUACUUGUAAUUGAGUAAAGUUUGAAUUUUUUACGCUUCGUUA